Molecule: messenger RNA, 2481 nt
Organism: Ziziphus jujuba (common jujube)
Lineage: Eukaryota; Viridiplantae; Streptophyta; Magnoliopsida; Rosales; Rhamnaceae
Product: multisubstrate pseudouridine synthase 7
Exons: 20
Coding region: 63-2249 (728 amino acids)
Biological process (GO): pseudouridine synthesis
Cellular component (GO): nucleus
Molecular function (GO): RNA binding; pseudouridine synthase activity
Source: RefSeq, a predicted model, not a curated record
UAGGAAUCCCACUAGGAAACGGUGCGUUUCUGGGAUGAAACUGUAAAACCCCCAAAAAUCAAAUGUGGCAGAGGAAUGUAUCAUCGUGCUUAUCUGCUCUAAAACCCUACUUUUUGCUCUGCAACAACGCCACCAAAUCCAGUAGAAUAACCUUUAAGACACUAACGCUCAUGAAAACUCUUGAUGAAAAGGACGUCGGCAUCUUCUGCUAUAUUUCCCAGCUCCCUGGAUUUCGAGGCAUUUUAAAGCAGAGAUAUUCUGAUUUUAUUGUGAACGAAGUAGAUUGGGAUGGAAAUGUUGUCCAUUUGUCCUCGUUGGAUGCACCUCCAGAGGCUAUUGAGGAAAAUGGAACAGAGAUAGAUGAAAAUGUGAGCAAAAGUUAUACUACUGAAAUUGAAUCAUUCAGAUGCCUUGCUGGUGAUUCAGAUGCUGGAUGUUUAGAAGCUUUUAUCAAUCAAAUUUGUUCUGGCGGUAAAGAUAGCAUUUCACCUAUUGUUCUUUCCCCUGACUCUGAUAAAUCUCAUCGAACGGCAAUACAUAAUUUUUUUAAGGAGAACUUUAAGUUCCUUGUCACUGAUACCGUUGAUGGGCCAGAUGCUUCAUCGAAGUGCAUCCGUGUGAGAUUAAAUUCUGGAGGUUGGAGCAACCGAGGCAGAAACUCUAAAAAACGGAAAGAAAGAGGUGAUAAACCAUUUGAUAGCAGAGGUUCAGAAGACUGGCAAGGGAAGGCUGGCAAGUUCCUUAGGUUUCAUCUUUACAAAGAGAACAAGGAUUCACAGGAGGCAUUAGGAUUAAUAGGAAAGAUGCUUGGCAUUAAGCCAAGAUCUUUUGGGUUUGCUGGUACGAAGGAUAAGCGUGCAGUCUCAACUCAAAGGGUUACAGUUUUCAAGCUGCGUGCCAAUAGAUUAGCUGCCCUUAACGAUAGGUUGAUCGGUAUCAAAGUGGGUGACUUCUGCUAUGUUGAGGAAGGACUUCUCCUUGGACAACUUCUGGGAAACAGAUUUACUAUCACAUUGCGAGGAGUUGUUGCCGAUUCUGAAGAUACCAUCAAAGCAUCUGCAAGCGCCUUGGGGCUAGGGGGUUUUAUUAACUACUACGGUCUACAACGUUUUGGAAGUGGUUCUGUGCCAACUUUCCUUAUUGGAGCCGCGUUACUAAGAGGAGAGUGGAAAACUGCUGUCAGUAUGAUUCUUGAUCCAAGAGAAGGGGAAAGAAAUGAAAUAACAAAUGCACGCCAAUAUUACAAGGAAAAUAAUGAUAUUGAAGGGACACUAAGGCAAUUACCUCGAUAUCUGGUUGCCGAGAGGUCUAUACUUCAAUGUUUGAAGAAAUGUCCUGGGAACUACUUGCAGGCACUGAAAACUAUACCGAGGACUUUGAGAAUGAUGUAUGUACACAGCUAUCAAAGCUACUUAUGGAACCAUGCAGCAAGUAUGAGAGUGCAAAAAUAUGGAACUGACAAAGUUGUGUUGGGAGACUUGGUAUAUUGUAAAGAAAAUGACACUGAGAAGGUGAGAGAGGUUGUUAAUGCUGAAUAUGAAGAUGAAGACUGCAAUGAUGCAUUUGAUUCUCAUGAUUUGGAUGAAAUCUCUACUACAGAUAUUCCCAAUGAAAGGACUAAUCUUGUAAAGGCUGUAAGUGCAGAAGAUAUCCUUAAUGGAGGUUAUACUAUUGAUGAUGUUGUUCUUCCUUUGCCUGGUUCAAGGGUAAUUUUUCCUGCAAAUGACAUAGCUGAAGUUUAUCAUGAUCUGGCAAAGAAGGAUGGAAUCAGCUUGACGGAAAGUGUACAUAAUGUCAAGGAAUUCUCAAUUACAAGUAUGACUGGAAGCUAUAGGCGGGUCUUCCAAAAGCCACUUGACUACGAGUGGGAAUUACUCACGUAUACUGAUGGUACCAAACCAUUGGCAGAAACUGAUUUAGACAUUAUUGCUAAAUCUAAACCUGCUAAACAAGCUAACAAGGAUCCAGCAAAUGGAAAUGGAGACGGAAAUUUAUCUAAUUGCAUAAAAGAGUCAGAACAUUCUGUCAGUGAUAUAGAGCUUCGAACAGAUGAUAAUGAUAAUGUGGAGGGAGAGAAAAAAGUAGGGUUACCACAAGUUGAAUCUACACGUAGCACUAGUUCUCAAGAAGCCCAGAAGGCUCUCAAGUUGAUCUUUACUCUGCCUGCUUCUUGUUAUGCGACAAUGGCCAUCAGAGAGCUGCUGAAGACAUCAACCUCUGUUGCAUUUCACAAAACGUUAAACCAGUGAGAAUUUUGGUUCUUGAGGUUCACGGCAUGAGGACAUGCUAUGGUAUAGGAAUGGUAAUUCAACAUGAUUCCUAUGCUCUGAUGUACCAAGGAACUUCGAAGGAUGAGCAAAGGUGCGUAUAAAGUUAACUUGUAAUGGAUAUUACUAAGAAUUUUGCCUCUGAAAAUUUUGUAAUAAGAUUUUUUGAUUGUCAUAAGCUUUUUGUUUUAAAAAAUAGAUAUUUGGCUACAAA